GCAGGAGCUGGCCUCCAAGCGGGUGGACAUCCAGAACAAGCGCUUCUACCUGGACGUGAAGCAGAACGCCAAGGGCCGCUUCCUGAAGAUCGCCGAGGUGGGCGCCGGCGGCAACAAGAGCCGCCUGACGCUCUCCAUGUCGGUGGCGGUGGAGUUCCGCGACUACCUGGGCGACUUCAUCGAGCACUACGCGCAGCUGGGGCCCAGCCAGCCCCCCGAGCUGGCGCAGGCGGCCGACGAGCCGCGCCGGGCGCUCAAGAGCGAGUUCCUGGUGCGGGAGAACCGCAAGUACUACAUGGAUCUGAAGGAGAACCAGCGCGGGCGCUUCCUGCGCGUCCGCCAGACCGUCAACCGCGGCCCGGGGCUGGGCGCCGCGCAGGGCCAGA
This is a messenger RNA of Meleagris gallopavo (turkey), 386 nucleotides long. RefSeq names its product purine rich element binding protein A (gene PURA). Gene Ontology annotation, molecular function: RNA polymerase II transcription regulatory region sequence-specific DNA binding; purine-rich negative regulatory element binding; DNA-binding transcription factor activity, RNA polymerase II-specific. Gene Ontology annotation, cellular component: nucleus. Lineage: Eukaryota; Metazoa; Chordata; Aves; Galliformes; Phasianidae. Gene Ontology annotation, biological process: regulation of transcription by RNA polymerase II. The record is from RefSeq and is a predicted model, not a curated record.